AUAUUUUGCCGGCCAUAUUAAAAAAACGUAAACUCUGCUUGAUGAAGCUAGCGAAGCAAAACUUGAUACACGAGCUUUAAUCGGCAGAUACUAUAAUGGACGAAUUUCUCACUCAUGGAUACAGUGAGCCAUGCGGCCGGUGCGCUGCUGUUGACUGGGGCAUUUCUGGAGAGGAACAGUUCUUCUGCAAAAACUGUCACAAUGUGAUCGAGAGAACAAGAGACAUGGUGGGGGAGUGCAGCCAUUACAGCUACAACAGCAAAAUCUCAUACAUCCCAAAACCCAAGAAUACUGCAAUGGAAUUUGCACAAGAGUGGAUGGUCUGUGAGGGUUUUCAGUUCGUUCUGAAAUGCCAGGCUGAUGCUUUGGUUAGUCUUGGUGUUUGUUUGCAGUUUAAGACAGAUGUAAUGUGGAAUUUCUGGAAGAGAUACCUGCAGAACACCGGGCAAGCUUUCGUCAACAAUCCAGUUUCCGCUGCUGGGUUUUCAGCAGAUCUGAAAUCUGAGUCUGAGAGUGAACCAGAGGCUGGGCCAUUUUGUGAGGGGUCGUCUCUGACAGGAGCUCCUUCAGAGGGAGGGAAGCCAACCUCAGACUGCUCCAAUAAUAGACGGUCAGGCUCUUUAGAUGCUGCGUUAUAUGUGAAAGGAAGGAAGAGCCGUAAUGUUAUGACCAUGCCACGGACGCUGGCUCUGUGCUAUCUGGCUCUGCUGUGGGUGCGAGAGGCCAUCACCCUGGCUGAUUUACUGAGGCUGGUGAACGAGAGACGUGUUCCAUAUUUGAACAUUCAGGAGUAUCUUCCAAAAGAAAUGAAAAUAUUCGGACAAGAUUCCCAAAUCUUUCGAGUAGAUUCCAUACCUUCAUACUCAAUGGUCCACAAAGAAGCUGUAGAUCUGGCUAAGGUCAUCAAAUUGCCUGCCUUCCCAACUGUUUCUCAAGAUUGCUUGCUCCACCCAAUUCCACUUACUGUCCGCUAUCUAAUGGAAUCUAACCUCCCUGAUGGGCUUCUUGUUUGGGUCCACAAGGUUAUAGAUGUAGCUUCUAUAGGAGAUGACUCCUUCCUGACCUUUGACCCUGUCAAGCAGAAGCCUGCUCUCGUAUGCUAUGACAUUCAGGCAGCAGCUGUCAUUAUUGUCACCAUGAAGCUCCUUUUCAAGUUGGAUGAUCGGGUGGAGUGGAUGUCAUAUGGGAAAGCAGCCAGUGAGAAGAAAAAGAAAGUGUUCAAUGUAGAAAGAUGGUAUAAAAUAAUCCAGCCUGCCUUUGAGCGAGCUCGACAGAAGAUGGAAAGAGAAGAAGCCCGACAACUAUGGAAAUCCCACAAACCUUUCAUUACAUCUCAGAAAGACAAGAGUUUGGUUUUCAAAAAGAGACGUGUUGUUAAUCACUUGCAGCACAUAUUUCAGAAGUUAACUGACUCCUCUCCAGAACAACAGGUUUCCACCACAACCUCUUUCUCAAGCUUUCACUUCCACUGGGGAAAAGAACAGGGUUCAGACGGUCGCAGUUUGCAUAAACAGCGGCUGAAUUGUACUUUCAAGAAAAAUGGUGUCAAGAGGCUGACCAACCGAAAAUACUGGCAUACAGUUCUAAGUGUCUGCCCACUUACUUGUAACGAUCAUUUCUCAGAAAUUGAGCCCAGCCUGCCCAGGAUGUACGUGUGGCUCCUUGAUCUCUUCUCAUUUCUGCUGGGGGUCAGUCAAGCACAAGUCCACAAAGAGGUCCUCAACGUAGAACGACGGUUCCUGAAGAGAAAACGUCCGCCUGUGCCUAAAAGCACUCCACGUCGGUCUGCAACUAAAAAGACUCCAUGUCAAUCUGCGACUAAAAGUACACCAAGUCAGUCUGCGACUGAAAGGACUCUGCGUCCUCGGAAAAUAACAAAUGAGUAAUAAUACAGUCACGCCUAUAUAUUCUCAAAUAUAUAUUUGCAAAUAAUUUAAACAAUUUUAUAAAUUGUCUGUAGCCAGUGACAUGAUGCGUGAUAUGACCUUUGUAAGGUUCAAAUAACAUGAAAGUUUUGUUUUAAUCUGCUAAAGAGCAAGACACUUAACUGUACUGUAUUUAAAUUUCAGGACAAGUAUGUCCUAUUUCAAGUUUUUAGAUGACAUUGUUAACUUUCACCUUUGCUUCCUGUUGUGUGCAUCAAUCUACAAAAACAACAUUAAAGGAACAAAAUUAGUUUCUAAAGAUA
Molecule: messenger RNA, 2188 nt
Organism: Triplophysa dalaica
Lineage: Eukaryota; Metazoa; Chordata; Actinopteri; Cypriniformes; Nemacheilidae
Product: TATA box-binding protein-associated factor RNA polymerase I subunit B-like
Exons: 15
Coding region: 96-1886 (596 amino acids)
Biological process (GO): RNA polymerase I preinitiation complex assembly; nucleolar large rRNA transcription by RNA polymerase I
Cellular component (GO): RNA polymerase transcription factor SL1 complex; RNA polymerase I core factor complex
Molecular function (GO): RNA polymerase I core promoter sequence-specific DNA binding
Source: RefSeq, a predicted model, not a curated record